GCAUUGAUAAACCUUCCAUUUUUUUGUUUAGAUUUCUUUGGUUGUGGUGUGAACUUUUCUUUCCAUGGCUACUCCUGUAGACCAGGGAGCUUUGCUACUGAAAAGGCAGCUAAUUGAUUUGCAGAAAAAGCCAGUUGAAGGUUUCUCAGCAGGGCUUAUAGAUGAUGAUGACAUCUAUAGAUGGGAAGUUUUAAUUAUGGGACCUCAGGAUACUCCCUAUGAAGAUGGCUUUUUCAAAGCGCACCUGACAUUCCCAAAGGAAUACCCUCAGAAGCCUCCACUGUUAAAGUUUGUGUCAGAAAUAUGGCACCCAAAUAUUGAUGAAAAUGGCGAAGUCUGCAUAUCAAUACUACAUGAGCCAGGGGAAGACAAAUAUGGUUAUGAAAGACCCGAAGAGAGAUGGUUACCAAUUCAUACACAGACCCUAACGUCGAAUCUCCUGCUAAUGUGGAUGCUGCAAAAGACUUUAGAGACGACAAACCUCAAUUCACAAAAAGAGUUACCCGGUGUGUGAAAAAAAGUCAAGAAAAUUUGUGAGGUGGGGUUAACUUAUUCCAAAAUAUGCAAGUCCAAGCUGAAGAAAUGCAGCAAUAAUAGAUGCAUUUAUUUAUCAAGCCUGAAAAUAAAAUCUGAACAAUGAAGGACUUGUUAUAUGCAUCAAGCUUGGGAUAUAUUUGUUUCACUGGAGCUUGCAUACGACAUAUUGACACCCCUAUGUCAUCAAAUGGACUGGUCUAUUAUCAAAGAAUGGAAUAAUCCAUAUGAUGUUAUAGGGGUGUUAUACAUUGCAUUAUGGAAACUGGUCAUUCAUUGACCAUAAAAAAUAGUUGACAUAUUUGGUGCAUUGAUAUUUUUUU
Molecule: messenger RNA, 857 nt
Organism: Owenia fusiformis
Lineage: Eukaryota; Metazoa; Annelida; Polychaeta; Sabellida; Oweniidae
Source: the annotation of a GenBank genome assembly